AUGGCCACCAAAGAUGCCGCGCAAAAUCGACAAGGAGCCCAACUCAAAACACCCAAAGGCACCCAGAACUGGGUUGGUCAGGAUCUGUUACUGCGUGAUCACAUUUUCGACGUACUUAAACGCCACGGUGGAAUACCUUUGGAUACGCCCGUCUUCGAACUUCGAAACAUUCUAUCUAAGAAAUACGGCGAGGAUUCACGGCUCAUCUAUAACCUCGAGGAUUAA
This is a messenger RNA of Verticillium nonalfalfae, 225 nucleotides long. RefSeq names its product Cytoplasmic and mitochondrial histidine tRNA synthetase. Lineage: Eukaryota; Fungi; Ascomycota; Sordariomycetes; Glomerellales; Plectosphaerellaceae. Gene Ontology annotation, biological process: mitochondrial translation. Gene Ontology annotation, cellular component: mitochondrion. Bases 1 to 225 code for a protein of 74 amino acids. The record is from RefSeq and is a predicted model, not a curated record. The transcript has 2 exons.